Cryptomeria japonica (Japanese cedar) is the source of this 984-nucleotide messenger RNA. Its product is annotated as vacuolar iron transporter homolog 1-like. The record is from RefSeq and is a predicted model, not a curated record. Gene Ontology annotation, cellular component: membrane. Lineage: Eukaryota; Viridiplantae; Streptophyta; Pinopsida; Cupressales; Cupressaceae. Gene Ontology annotation, biological process: intracellular manganese ion homeostasis. Gene Ontology annotation, molecular function: manganese ion transmembrane transporter activity; iron ion transmembrane transporter activity. The transcript has 2 exons. Bases 1 to 984 code for a protein of 327 amino acids.
AUGGACUGGCACGCUCAUGGCACACGCAUUAAGAAAUCAAACUCAUCUACUCUACGAUCACCUUUUUUGGCUACUGAAAGGGGUCAGUGUGCUGCAAAAAGAGGUCGAUGGGAGUGUGGACAACACACGCUGUGUUUUAACAUUCUCAAACUUUCCUUCCAUACUACAUUUAGUUGGACGGCUGAGAGAAACCGAGUUCAAAUGAACGUUAGAGCAUCCGGCACGUUUGCUUUCCAGUUGGACUCAAUAGAAUUGAACAGAAUGAUGAAGGAAGGAGAAGCAAUUGCGGAGGCAUCGCCACUUCCAAAUCCUCCCAGGUCGACUGUUCUCAUUACCAUGUCUCCUUGUCCAGAGGAAGAUGAAGAUGAGAAAAAUAGGGAUACUCGAAAUAGAGCACAGUGGCUUCGAGCCGCCGUGCUCGGAGCCAACGACGGGCUGGUCACCACGGCGUCACUGAUGAUGGGCGUGGGCGCGGUGAAAACAGACGCAAAGACAAUGGUGAUAUCUGGUCUGGCGGCGCUGGUGGCUGGGGCGUGCAGCAUGGCCAUCGGCGAAUUCAUUUCCGUGCAAACGCAGCGCGACGUGGAACUUUCCAACCUUAAGAGACAAAAGCAAGCUGAAAAAGCGUUAAAGGGUACCGAAGAAGUCAGCAGAAUUCCUCCGGCGUCUCCGUUGGUGAUUUCAAGAGAAGAAAAAGAGGGGCUUCCGAGCCCAAUUCAAGCAGCUUGCGCAUCGGCCCUUGCGUUUUCUCUGGGAGCACUCUUGCCUGUUAUCUGUGCGGCUUUUAUCAGUGACUAUACUGUUAGGGUUGGUGUUCUGGCUGGAGUUUCGAGCUUCCUGCUCAUGAUAUUUGGCGCGAUUGGAGCCUACUUUGGGCGGUCUUGUAUUGUUAAGGGGAGCGUGAGAGUGUUGAUUGGAGGAUGGCUUGCCAUGUUAGUCACCUACGGUUUGCUCAGGCUGUUUAACGCCACAGCAGGAGUUUAA